Molecule: messenger RNA, 540 nt
Organism: Saprolegnia diclina VS20
Lineage: Eukaryota; Oomycota; Saprolegniomycetes; Saprolegniales; Saprolegniaceae
Exons: 2
Coding region: 1-540 (179 amino acids)
Source: RefSeq, a predicted model, not a curated record
AUGGUCAUGCCUCCAACAGCAGCGACAACGAACCCCGAGACGACCGCACGUGAUUCUGUCGACCCUGUGAAGCGCAUCAAUCGAGCGAUCGAGGCUCUGGACUGGGAUGCCGCGCAGGCCGCUCUAAACGUCAUCGACAACGACGGCUUUUGGGUCUGCUCUGCGACCGAGGCCGACUGGGAUCGCUACGUCGAGUCGGAAGAGCAAGAGAUGAAAUCUCGCCACUUUGAGUUUCGAGACGGCUCAAUAUACCUCAUCGAGAUGAGCGGUGGACUUCACGGCAGCAUUGCUGCUGGCAUCGACGACGCGAUCAAGGAGGCCACGAGGCCAGAGGUCACGGGGACAUACGAUCGAGUCCUCUGGGGGCACCGCGACGCGUACGUCGACACGACUCACGAACCAGCGGCAUACAAGCUACCGAAGCUCGCACCCGACUGUAGCUACGGUCCAGCACUCGACAUUGGCGCCAUCUUUCCCGACUGGCCCCUCGACCUCCGCUGGAACGAGUUCCAUACGCUCAAGGUCGAGUAUGAACGCUAA